GGGGGAAGAAGAUUUGUGGCGGAAGAGUAGUAGCAGCUUCAGAUCUCUCGCAGAAGAAGGCCUCGCAUCUCCGGUAAAGAUCGUCCAAUCCUCUCCUAGGGCUAGGGUUUUGUGGGCCGCGGCAAAUCGGUUCCAUGCGCGGCGCUGCCCUUCUCGUCCUGCUCUCUCCACCGCCAAGCCGCCGCCGGAGCGCGCCGUAACACUUUUCUUUGAUUCUUUGUAGCCGCGCUGGAAAUGGGUGAAGCCAAGGAGAACGACACUUAUCAGGAGGAGCUUUUGGACUACGAGGAGGAAGAAGAAGCGGCCCCCGACGCCGUUGCAGCUAAGGGAGCGGCAGAAACAGUGAAAAAGGGCUAUGUUGGUAUUCACAGCUCCGGUUUUCGAGACUUUCUACUCAAGCCUGAACUCGUUCGUGCUAUCGUUGAUUGCGGUUUUGAGCAUCCAUCAGAAGGUAAUUAUUCCUCGAGUUUAACACCCAACUUAUCUUCCGAACAGUGCAAUUCGAGUGCAUCCCGCAAGCUAUACUCGGAAUGGAUGUCAUCUGCCAAGCGAAGUCCGGAAUGGGAAAAACUGCCGUGUUCGUGCUUUCAACGCUGCAGCAGAUCGAGCCACUUAAGGGGCAAGUUGCUGCUCUGGUCUUAUGUCACACGCGAGAGCUAGCUUACCAGAUUUGCCACGAGUUCGAACGAUUCAGCACUUAUCUUCCAGACAUCAAGGUUGCGGUUUUCUAUGGUGGUGUCAACAUCAAGACCCACAAGGACCUCCUCAAAAACGAAUGCCCCCACAUCGUCGUCGGCACACCAGGGCGUAUUCUUCAGCUGACGAGGGAGAAGGAACUGAGCCUGAAGGGUGUGAGGCACUUCAUCCUUGAUGAGUGUGACAAGAUGCUGGAGUCCCUCGACAUGAGGCGCGACGUGCAGGAGAUCUUCAAGCUGACACCCCACGACAAGCAAGUGAUGAUGUUCUCAGCCACCCUCAGCAAGGAAAUUCGCCCGGUUUGCAAGCGGUUCAUGCAAGAUCCUAUGGAGAUCUAUGUUGACGACGAAGCCAAGCUGACUUUGCACGGACUGGUGCAGCACUAUAUCAAACUAAGUGAAGCUGAGAAAAACAGGAAGCUGAACGAUCUUCUGGACGCUUUGGACUUCAACCAGGUGGUGAUCUUCGUCAAGAGCGUGAACCGUGCGGCGGAGCUGAACAAGUUGCUGGUGGAGUGCAAUUUCCCUUCUAUCUGUAUCCACUCGGGGAUGUCACAAGAGGAAAGGUUGACGAGGUACAAGGGAUUCAAGGAAGGGCACAAGCGAAUUCUUGUGGCGACUGACUUGGUGGGGAGGGGCAUAGAUAUUGAGCGCGUGAACAUCGUGAUCAACUAUGAUAUGCCAGAAUCCGCAGAUACUUAUUUACAUAGGGUUGGCCGAGCUGGACGAUUCGGAACAAAGGGCUUGGCCAUCACAUUUGUAGCUUCUUCGACUGACUCGAACGUGCUAAAUCAAGUUCAGGAGAGAUUUGAAGUAGAUAUUAAGGAGCUGCCAGAGCAGAUCGAUACCUCCACCUACAUGCCGUCUUAGUUUCAAGGAGGAACUGAAAAGAAGGAUUUACUUUUUAAGGACUUCCAUUUCUAAAGCUGUACAAUGUUGAAGUUUUGUUGUAACGAUGAUUAAGAGUACUUAUGAUGAUA
Selaginella moellendorffii is the source of this 1675-nucleotide messenger RNA. RefSeq names its product DEAD-box ATP-dependent RNA helicase 56. The record is from RefSeq and is a predicted model, not a curated record. Gene Ontology annotation, molecular function: ATP binding; RNA helicase activity; RNA binding. The transcript is spliced from 11 exons. The coding region runs from base 531 to 1565 and encodes 344 amino acids. NCBI's taxonomy places the organism in Eukaryota, Viridiplantae, Streptophyta, Lycopodiopsida, Selaginellales, Selaginellaceae.